AUGCCUAACAACAUCCCAAUCGUCAGCGAAGAAGCCGCUUCUACUCGUCAAGCUCAAACCCGAGCAACACAAGCUCCCAGCACUCCAAUGGGCUACCCGCCUCUCAUAAAUGUCCCCCUCGCCCAGCACGUGCAGCACCCCGAAAACCCUGCGCUGGGUGCCUCCGCUGCCCAACGAAUAUCCGACCUCUUCGUCAUCCGCUGGGAAAAAUUCGGAACCCAAACCAUCCUCUACGCCAUAGUAAUUCUUAGCUUGUUAGACGUCGCCGCAAGCAUCGUCGUCUGGAACGUGGCCACCCUCAACACUUGGGAUGAUGAAGCCGUCGUCGUAGUCUGGAUGGGUGCCAGCGUUGGGGUCUUAAUCGUCAUCCUGAUUAUUAAUAGCCACCGAUCGAGCCAAAUCGCAGAGUCCGAAGGAAUGAUUUAUAAUGAGUGGUACGAGCUGGGUAACACCAACGAUGGUAUCCGAACACCUCCCCGCGCUCAUGUGGCUGCGCGACAAGGUGCGGAGCCCACCACUGCGCCUCUACGGGAGUCCGUGGGCCGACCCUUGCCCCCAUCAUGA
This is a messenger RNA of Hypoxylon trugodes, 564 nucleotides long. RefSeq lists its product as uncharacterized. The transcript has 2 exons. NCBI's taxonomy places the organism in Eukaryota, Fungi, Ascomycota, Sordariomycetes, Xylariales, Hypoxylaceae. The record is from RefSeq and is a predicted model, not a curated record. The coding region runs from base 1 to 564 and encodes 187 amino acids.